Messenger RNA from Spizellomyces punctatus DAOM BR117, 1445 nucleotides. RefSeq lists its product as uncharacterized. The record is from RefSeq and is a predicted model, not a curated record. Lineage: Eukaryota; Fungi; Chytridiomycota; Chytridiomycetes; Spizellomycetales; Spizellomycetaceae. The transcript is spliced from 3 exons. The coding region runs from base 374 to 1099 and encodes 241 amino acids.
ACGUCAUGCACGACUUACUCUCCUGUCGACUUGCCCAUUUCCUACGGUCAAAACCCAGGUUUCCAUUGCGCAUUCUCUUACACAACACACAAGGCAUUUGUCCAAGUAUUUUUGUUGAAAACGCAACUGUUGCUACAGGAUAAUUGGGCAACCGCAUUAUUUGUUCCCACGCCGCCACAACUUGCUUUGUUUGGCUCGUCCUGGGCCAAGCGUCUUACGGUCUUCAGUUUUUACCCAAGGUAGCCUUCUUCCUUCCCUUUUUCUUCUCUUUGGCUUUGUUUGCCCACACUCCAACAGUGCGUCGUUGGUCGGUAUCCAGACCACCCGCUUUUGCUUUCCCUAUAACCCGACAAUUUCCGACCGUCUCCAUACCAUGGACAAGAUGGACUUGACUCUCCCCUUUGGGCCAGACAACCACCAGACCCGCACCUGGAAGCUUGAUGAAAGCCGCAAGGAACAGGCCCGAUCGCUUGCUUCCCGUCUUGGAAUUACUUACGCUCCCGGAACUGCUCCACCUUUACCGUCCGCAUCUACUCAUCCCGAGCUCUACGAACUCGCUACAACAGCACUCAAAGAGGCAGGAGGUCCACAAUUCAUUAACCCCGAUCACAUUACCGCCCGAAAAAUGCAUGUUACCCCGAAUUCUGACGAGAGCAUCUACCUCAACAUCCUGGGAGGUCUCGCUGGAUACCUGAUUUUCGAUCUACCAGAUGGUCAAGGCGGGUUUGUUCUCAUUGAUCCAAAGAGGGAACGAACCACCGCCUGGCAUCCGGAAAGGUCGACACGAGAGGCCGCAUGUGUGUGUGGAAGUUUGGUGCUGCGGGAGGCCAAGAGGAAAGGUCUUGCAGAAGUGGAUGAUUUGGCAAAUGCGUUGAGCUCCAUGGCAAUUGAUCCCGAGACGGGAUUGAUGAAGAAUUUGGAGGAGGCCUUUGGACACAUUGAUAUUAAUUCAGUUACUAACAAGGAGCCAGAUAUAGAAAGCAUUACACUUACUCAAGUCGAUUUGCCCAGCGUGUCUUCCACCCCGAGCUGGUUGAGCUAUCCACAUGCUCCCGGUGCAGCGGAAACAAGGGGACACAGGUUAUCAAAUCCAUGGUAGACAAAUCAUUUCACUGGUUAUCUUGAUCGUACGAAAGUUCAUCGUUAGUCAAGUCAUGUUUCUUGUUAUUCUCAAAAUCGAACCGCAGCGAAGGGGGUAUGGGAGGAUUGAGGACAUUGUGCGGGAACAUUUGUCCUUGUGCUGGCGUGCAGCGACGUGCAUUAUUGGUGGUGUCAAGGGCUCGUGCAAAAGGGUACAUCUCGUGAAGGCGCCCUUGACGUUGUGCAGGGAUCUUUUAUUUUUUUUUCUUCUGUGCGCGAAUGGUUUAUUGGUAAUAUAACAGGCUGGACUCUAGCAUUCAUUCUGACCAUUUCAACAAGUAUAAGAAAACAGUAUUAUUAUUUAC